Aspergillus novofumigatus IBT 16806 is the source of this 2157-nucleotide messenger RNA. RefSeq names its product transcription factor domain-containing protein. Gene Ontology annotation, biological process: DNA-templated transcription; positive regulation of transcription from RNA polymerase II promoter by galactose. Gene Ontology annotation, molecular function: zinc ion binding; RNA polymerase II cis-regulatory region sequence-specific DNA binding; DNA-binding transcription factor activity, RNA polymerase II-specific. The coding region runs from base 1 to 2157 and encodes 718 amino acids. The record is from RefSeq and is a predicted model, not a curated record. Lineage: Eukaryota; Fungi; Ascomycota; Eurotiomycetes; Eurotiales; Aspergillaceae. The transcript has 6 exons. Gene Ontology annotation, cellular component: nucleus.
AUGGGCUCGGAAUCACCCAAGCGCAGUGCCGACAUUCCGGGUCAGCCUCGGAGCAAGAAACGAGCCAAGUACACACAGGUAGCAUGCAAUGAGUGCAAGCGGCGAAAGCUAAAAUGCAGCGGAGAGAUGGUCUGUUCGCGUUGCGACCGCGACAAUGUUCAAUGCGUCUAUGUUCCCAACACAUAUGCACUCAGCAACAGAACAAUUUCGUCACCAGAGGUGCAGAUCGAUGAUGAGAGGGUGUCGACCCGACUGAGUACCGUUGACCGUCAGAUUGAGGCACUGCAGCGCGAGAUGCGAGCCAUGUCUGCUCGCCUGCGACAACUUGAAUCAGCCUCCUCCUCAACGACAAACACUACCCCGACGGCUAUCUCAACGGUGUCCCCAUCGUCAACGGCUGCAGGACUCCACCGCAUCAUGAACCGUCCGCAGUCACCGUCCUACGUCGGUCCCACGAGUGCAGAGUUUGGCCUGACUGCGCGCCAACGGCAGCCGGAGGAUUUCGACAGCGGCGACGACCUCGUUUCGACGGCGGUGCAGAGUCCGGCGACCCGGCUUGGAGACGACAUCUCUUCUGACGAUCCGCUGGGGUGUCUAGGUUCUGCUGAGGCGCUCCGUCUCGUCGACGUGUACGAGAAUAUGGUUGGGUUGAUGUACCCUUGCGUGGAUCUGGAAAGCGUGCGUGCGUAUAUUGCGGAAUACUUCCGGGAUAAGGACGGCCUGGGGUCGAGCUCACCGGCUACGCUGGACCAGGAGUGGUUCUUCGCCAGGGAUGUUGAGGUGCUGAAGAUUCUACUGGCGACGGCUUUGUUAGCCGAGUCGCAUGGCCGCAGUGAGAGGGCGGCGUUGCUGGCGGAUAGCGUGGAGGAUCGGUUUGCGACACGGCUCAAGGUCCCCGAGGUGGAUAUGAAGGAGUUGCUCAUUUUGACUUUGCUGUCCAUCUUCCAUUCCUAUCGUGACGACGAAGUCAUCUCCUGGCGGCUUAUCGGCAUGGCGGUGCGAGGAGCAAUGCAACUAGGCCUACACUGCCAAGAGACCUGGCAAAAGACCGGUGGUGUGUUCCCCGGUGAGCUGCAAUGCGAAUAUGCCAGCCGGCUGUUCUGGUGCAUCUACGUGCUCGACCGCAAAUGGUCCUUCGGCACGGGGCUGCCCUUCGCCAUCCAGGAUUCAGACAUGGACACUAAUCUACCCGAACCCGGCACAAGUACCCCCUACCUCACGUGCAUGAUCAACCACGCACGUCUGAGCACCAAGAUCUGGGGCCUAGUCCAAUGGAUCCAGUCUAUUCCCCCAGAGCUACGCUUCGACCCGACCCAAUCGCCAACCCAGUCUGAGCGUGUCGGCCGCCCUGCCACAGUUGCAGCCACUCCACAACCUCAGUCUCAAUCCCACACGCAAACUGAUAGCAUGGUGAUGCUCCAAGUCCUCCUCGCCCUUCAGGCAAACCAACUCCGCAUCCUCGUUUACCGCCAGAACCUUCUCAGCAGCGAGAGCAUCGAAUCCAACGUCUCCGGCGCCUCGACCGCCGUCGAAGCAGCCAAAAGCACAGUCCACAUGCUCGAUUUCUUCUCCCGCGUCUCGCCACUCUACUUCCAACGCCCCGAACCCUUCAAUUACUUCCUCAUCUCGGCAUUGGCGGCACUGUUUCUGGCAGUCCUGCAUGCCCCUGCGCGGUUCAGCCAAGUCUGUCGGCCCGAGUUCUACGCCGCCGUCGACAUGGUCCGGCGGUCGUCGACGCGCGCGCGAACAUCGCGCCGCUUACAGAAAAUCAUAAAGAGCUUGAAGAUGAUCUGGAUGAAUCUCGGGGCGCAGAGGCCCAGGGAGUCAGUGCGGAAGAACGGGGCGAAUCGUCGCACUCCGCUUGCACUGGAUGCUACGGGGACCCCGCUGUCGACGGGGAAUCAUGCCGAGUCGCCGUCUACUCAGAGACCCAUGUCGGGGGUCCCCACGCCGCAACACCCGGGGUCUGCUUACGUGCGCUCCAUGACGUCUCUCACGACGGUUCUUGCAGACGAGACAAGCUGUGAGGACUUGACCAGUUUCUUUGAAAUGGCGGCGAGCGAUGAGGGACUGGUACAAGAUGCCGCGACGGAAGGGUUUGAUGCCUUUCAAGCGGAGGAUGAGGCGUUGACGAGGGUAAUGGCUGGAUUAUUAUAG